Molecule: messenger RNA, 3907 nt
Organism: Schistosoma bovis
Lineage: Eukaryota; Metazoa; Platyhelminthes; Trematoda; Strigeidida; Schistosomatidae
Source: the annotation of a GenBank genome assembly
UUCAAAGGUAACAUUUAUUUAGUAUCAUGAAAUGUCGGGGGAAAACGAAGCGUAUUAGUAAAAAUGAGCACAGUGUGUACCCGAAAGUUUCUUUCUUUGGUCUGUUCCGAUAUGCUAGUAAGACAGAUAUAUGUGCACUAGUAGUGGGAUGUAUUUGUGCUGUUGCAGUUGGUGCCGCAUUCCCACUUAACAUAUUUAUCUUCAAAGGGGUUGUAAACGAAUUUACAGGGGGGAAUGUUGUUAUUGCGGAAAACGUAUACGACUCAGUGAAAUGGUUUGCUGUUUUGGGAGCUGCAAUGUUUCUCGUUUCAUUUAUCCAGGACUUUUGCAUGAAUAUUUCAGCAAGCAGGCAGAUUAACCGGAUCCGUCUGCUGUAUUUCAAAAGUAUUUUACGACAAGAUAUUCCAUGGUAUGAUGAACAGUCAUCUGGGUCACUAAUCAGCAAACUUUCUCAGAAUAUCGAGCUCAUUGAACGUGGUAUUGGAACAACACUCGGGGGUUUUAUAAAACACAUAUCAGGAUUCAUAGUAGGCAUCAUAAUAAGUUUUUCAGUGGGAUGGAAACUUACACUAGUAGCUUGUUGCAUGUUACCUGUUAUUGCUGCAGUUUUUGGAUGUUUCGGUUUCAUUAUGAAAUAUUUCACUGUUAAGGAAAUAGCUGCAUAUGCACGAGCAGGUUCUAUCGCUGGCGAAGUUUUAGAAGCUGUUCGUACUGUUGUGGCAUUUGGUGGCGAGCAGAAGGAGCUAGCAAGAUAUAGUGAGCAGCUUGUAUUUGCCGAAAAGGUCGGGCUCAAAAAGUCGACGGCAACUGGUGGAGUAACUGGUGCCAUAGGAUUAGCCAUCUUUUGUUCCUCUGCACUGAUAUUUUGGUAUGGUAUUAAAUUAAUGAUUGACGAAAACUAUAAUGCCGGAUCUGUAAUACUGGUAUUCAUAAAUGUUCUCUUGGGAAGUAUUUUUCUGGGCAACGCUCUACCAAGUUUUCAAUAUUUCAUGAACGCACAGGCAUCAGCCUCUGAAAUUUAUGGUACUAUUGAGCGUAUCCCUCAAAUUGAUAAAGACCGACAUGGAAAUCUCGUUCCAAACUUUUCUGGAAAUGUUGAGUUCAAAAAUGUUUCUUUCGUAUAUCCAAGCAGACCAGAUAUUACUAUUUUACAGGAUUUUAGUCUGACGAUCAAAAGUGGACAAACUAUAGCUUUGGUUGGACCCAGUGGUUCAGGAAAAAGCACCAUUAUUCACAUGCUGCAAAGAUUUUAUGAUCCUGUGAGCGGCGAGGUACUAAUUGAAGACGAGAAUAUCAAGAAUUUGGACUUGAAAGCUUAUCGUAAUCAGAUAGGUUGUGUACAACAAGAACCGAUACUUUUCGAAGGAACUAUCAGUGAUAACAUAAGGUUAGGAAAACUUGAUGCAACUCAAGAUGAGAUAGAAGAAGCUGCGAAGCUUGCUAAUGCUCACGAUUUUAUUCAACAACUUCCGGAUACAUACGACACUUUUGUUGGUGAACGAGGUGGCGGAAUGUCAGGUGGUCAGAAGCAACGUAUAGCGAUUGCCCGAGCUUUGAUUAGAAAACCAAAGUUACUCCUACUGGACGAAGCGACGUCAGCUCUUGACACAAAAUCAGAACGUGUAGUUCAAGUGGCAUUGGACAAAGCGAGUAAGGGGAGAACAGUUGUGGUUGUUGCCCAUCGUCUUACAACAGUUCGUAACGCAGAUUUAAUAAUCGUUCUUGACAAGGGAGUAGUUCGAGAGUCUGGAACACAUGAAGAACUUGUGGCUCAAAACGGUCUUUAUGCAGCAAUGCUUAGUAAUCAGGGAAUAAGUGAGAAAAGUGCAAAUGAAGAUGCUGAGUUAUCUGAUGAAGAAUUGGUUGGAAAUUUAGACAAUGAGACACAGACUUCGAAGAAAUUGGACGGUGUGUGGACAAUUGGGGAUGAUCAAGAAAACAUAUCUGAAAGUACUGGAACGUUGCCCCGUAGAAGUAUGUCAAUUACUGCAGCAUCACAAAUCACACGGGCUCAGCUGAAAAAAGUAAAGAAAUCUCCUACAUUAAGAGUUUUACAACUUAACAAACCUGAAUUGCCGUUAAUUAUCAUAGGUUGCUUCUGUUGUCUGGUAAAUGGAACUGCUCAGCCAGCAUUUGCACUUCUAUACACUGAAGUGUAUGACAUAUUCACUUUGAGAUCAAAUCCUGACUUAAUGUCCAGUCGAAUUAGUCUUAUAAGUGGAAUGAUGGUGUUAAUUGGAGUUUUGCGUUUCACUGCUUCUCUUUGUCAGGGAUUUCUUUUUGGGAAAUCAGGUGAAAAACUAAUCAAACGUAUACGUUCUAUGGUUUUUGAAGCUAUUCUACGUCAAGAAAUUGCAUGGUUUGAUGAACCAGAAAAUCAAGCAGGUGCAUUAACAGCCAAACUUGCUACAGAUGCAACAAAAAUGUCAAUGAUUUCUGGUGCACAACUGGGUUUUAUUAUAGAAGCUUUAGCACUGAUAAUUAUGUCACUUGUGAUAGCAUUCAUUUACAGUUGGCAGUUAACUUUGGUUGUGUUAGCAUUUUAUCCGAUUAUCGUCAUUGGUGGAUAUUUACAGAUGCGUUCAAUGUCAGGAAAAGGCAAGAGUAGAAAUGACACUGAAUCAAUGCGAGUAGCUCAAGAAGCAAUCGGCUCAAAUCGUACUGUAACUACACAUACCUUAGAGGAAUACUUUUUCAAACGUUUUAAAUCUUAUGCUUCUGAAAAUCAAAAAAAAAGAACCAAAAAAAUUCUUUUUUACUCUUUGGUUUAUGCACUCGCUGAGGGUGUGCCAAUGUUUUCAUUUGCGGCAGCAUUCGCCCUAGGUGCAUAUUUGGUUUCAACAAAUGUUAUAACAGUAGUCGCAGUAUUCAGAGUUUUUGCAACCAUCAGCAUGAGUGCACAGUCACUUGGUCGUUCUGCUACGUUAGUUAUGGAUGCAAGGGAAUCAAAGCCUGCAGCGAAAAGUAUUCUAGCACUUUUAGACAGACAAUCCCUCAUUCCAGCUAACGUGGGAAUUGUACCAUCAGAAUCAUUCAGAGGGAAAAUUUCUUUCAAUCACGUUUAUUUUAAAUACUCUUGUCGAUCUGAAGGCCGGGUUUUAAAGAACUUUACUCAUACAGUUGUGCCCGGUCAAACAGUCGCGUUAGUUGGACCUUCUGGGUGUGGGAAAUCAACAUUGCUUCAGUUAGUAUUGAGAUUCUACGAUCCAUCAUAUCACGGUCCCGAUAGUGGUCUGUUUUUUGAUGAUAUGAAUAUUAGAAAUAUUGCACCUAGUUGGGUUAGAAAACAGAUUGGUCUUGUUUCACAAGAACCCACUUUAUUCGAUCUCACGAUAAGAGAGAAUAUUGCGUAUGGAGACAAUAGUCGAGAAGUGACGAUGGAAGAGAUUAUUGAGGCAGCACGUGCAGCUAACAUCCAUGAUUUUAUUACAACACUUCCAGAACAAUAUGAAACCAAAGUUGGACAACGUGGAACAAAGUUAUCUGGAGGACAGAAACAGAGGAUAGCCAUUGCACGAGCUUUAGUUCGUAAACCUGUUUUACUCGUGUUGGACGAAGCCACCUCAGCUUUGGACAAUGAGAGUGAGCGGAUAGUUCAAGAAGCCCUUGACGCUGCUAUGGGGUCGAGAACAUCAUUAGUUGUUGCUCAUCGCUUGUCCACAGUUGUCAAUGCUGAUCUGGUAGUUGUGUUACAGGAUGGACGUAAGAUAGAGUCAGGACCACCAGCAGCACUUCUGGAAAUGAAAGGAGCUUUCUAUGCAUUGCAUCAUGUAGAAAAUUGAAUUGUCUACCUGAACUUUUCUGUGAUCCUACUAUUUUCAAAUACUUUAUACUAUAUUUGGAACAAAGUUAAUUAUUUGGCGUAUCUUUAAUUCAUUUGCAUAAAUAAAUUAUUUUAUUCAGCGAA